Hyalella azteca is the source of this 2866-nucleotide messenger RNA. Its product is annotated as guanine nucleotide exchange factor C9orf72 homolog. The record is from RefSeq and is a predicted model, not a curated record. Gene Ontology annotation, molecular function: guanyl-nucleotide exchange factor activity. Gene Ontology annotation, cellular component: autophagosome; endosome. The transcript has 9 exons. The coding region runs from base 22 to 1710 and encodes 562 amino acids. Gene Ontology annotation, biological process: autophagy; endocytosis. Lineage: Eukaryota; Metazoa; Arthropoda; Malacostraca; Amphipoda; Hyalellidae.
GCCAUUCUGCAAUAUUGGGCAAUGGCCAAUGGGCACAAUUUUCUGAAAAUUGCAGAAGUGAAAGUAAUGGAUCCUCCUGCAGCUGAAAGUACCCAACCUGCACCCAUUGCUGAAGUUAACAUGAGUGAUAAUGUAGCAUGCAAGGUAGCUGAACUGAGAGCAAAUGCCUCAGGUCAAGAAGAAACAUCUUCUAUCUUUAUCAAGUCUUCUUCUCACAAUGAUCAAGAGAACCUAGACACCCAUUCAUGCAAACAAAUUUGUUUGCCUCUACCAUGCUUACCUCAUGAAAACAACAUAGUGUACUGCUUCAUUUUGAGUGUGUGGGAUAAUGUUAUUGGCCCUCAAACUGUGCAAGUGUGGACACGAGAAUCUAAGCCUCCAAGAACUUCACAAUUACAACACACCGAUAACCAAGCAACAAGACAAUCAGCUUCUAUGGAUGAGCUACCAAGCAAAAAAGAUAAUAACAUAGGAAUGAAUCGUGAUGAGUCUUGCUCUCAAAGUUCUGAACAAUCUCAAAAUCUUCCUGCUCAACAAAGAGACUUCAAUGCUUCUUGCUCUGCUCCGCAUUCAGCUGAAGUAACUACUACAAAUCAGUUUCACCUAUCUACCUCCAAGCCUCAAAAAAAAGGAAGCAGUCGCUUGCAGUCAAUUGUUCGCUAUGUAACUGAGCACACUGUGACCUUAGCUCAAGUUAACCAGCCAUCAUCAGGCAGAGAUGUCUCAUCAGAAGAACCCAGUUCAACAAUCAUGAUUAUACCUCAACAUGGGAUUAUUAUACAGGCUCUUCGGUUCUUGGUGCAGGAGGAAGCAGACGUGUUGGUGCCUCACUGUUUGUCAAUGGUGGUGUCCAUCAAGGAGGAGAAGCAGCUACUGCAAGUCUCUUCCCUCACUUGCUCUUAUCUCCUGAGGAUUCUCAGGAAAUUAAGAAUUUAUCUCUCUGGCAGCACCCUACACAAGAUAGGUGAAGCAGUGAAGCAACACUUGCAGGAGCUGUGCUGGGUGCUGGUAUCUCUGAGGCUGCACUCGCUGUCACUGUAUCCUCUGUAUCCUUCUGGCCAACCUCCUUCAGAUCAUCAGUUUGCCCUGAAACUCCUCACCUCGCAUCUAACCACUGCUGGCUACACUGUUGUUGUCGGCAAUACCUGCACUGCUGUUAACUCGGUGUUGCUGUGGUUGGGACAGUUCCUUCGCCCACAAGAACUACAUUUAUCAAGACUGUGUUGGGAUCCUUGCUAUAAUGAAGUGCAGCCUGGUCUCUUCCUCCAGGGCGUAGUGAGCAGCAGCAGCAAAGAAGGUGUCAAUGCCGAGCGCUUACUGCAAUUUGGGCGGCCAGUUACGCUGUGUGAUCUGAACAACCUCAUCGUGUCGCACACCAUCGUGCGUCGCACCUCCAGCAACAAGGAAGUGUUGAAGGAGGUCUCGGAAAUAUCAAACUUGGUGCGUCAGUUCUCCCAUGACUGUCAGCUGCUGAUGAGUCACUCGUGUGAAGUCCGUAGCGGCUUUACGCAAGCCUUCAUGCGAUCCCUGCAUUACCAGGCCUUGGCGCUCAUAACCUUCGUUAAACAUAACAAGAGUGAAAGCAGCCAGAAAUUAUUGAGCAAGUUGCGGUCAGUGCUUGACUUGGAUGAGCCCAGUCUGUCGCUUGUGCUGGCCCUUGGUGAGAAGCUGCAGCCUGGCCUCGGCAACCUCAUUGCCGGGCAAGCGUGAUAUCUUCAAGUGCGACUGCCGCCUAUCUCCAUAGUCAUAUCAUAAUUUAUUCCAAUUGGGAUAUUCACGUUACGAUCAUCGUUAAAGUGUGCAGUUAGCCAAUUUCCAUUUUUAUCAUUGUAAUUUUCCGUUUUUAUCUUAAUUCUCGGCUAUUGGCCUAUUUCUGCCUUGAAUGGCAAUUAUAUAAUCGACACGUUGCAGUGGUUACUCGAGAAUUAUAACUAUGAAAUACAUAUGCUAUAGCUUAUACGGUAUGAAUAUAUGCCCUACUCAAUUAUCAAAGAUCGUGGUAUUGCCGCGGAAAUUCUCUAAGUUGUCCGUUGCUAAGAAGAAUUAGAGUUCUUGAUUUGAGGAAUCUAGUCUCGAGGAAAUGAGGUGGUCAAAACUUGACCGUUCGAUGAACUUUGCUCGUUACAAUAAUGAACCUGUUAUUUUAUUUUCCAAGGUGAAUAGCUGAAUUGUAUUGACUGUUUAAAUUUUUAUACGCCGCUUAGGAAAUAAUCUUAAUAUAACGUGAAAGACGUCAUUCAAGUAACUACUACGUUGAAUGCAAAGAAUUAUUCUAUAAUACUUUGCUGAACUGAUAAUGAAAUCUAUGGUUUCCGAUUGCCAACUUUAUAAAUAGGUUGAACUGAAGGAAAUUCUUCUCGGAAUUUCUCAUUUGAUCAAGAUCCUACUCUGGGGAUCAAGAUCCUACUCUAUCUAUCUCAUUAAAUGAAGUUUACACUCUGCUGUCAUGUAUGAAUUGUGAAACAUCAUCAAUGUUGUUCCACAACAUUGAUGUUGUGUGCUUCAGCGAGACCAAAGUGCUCGUGCAUAUUAUUAUUAAUAUCAUUAGUGCUUCUGCGAAACCAAAAUCGUUUAAUUUUUUUCUGGUUUUUGGCUUUCUGUUUUGCGUCACUCUACAUUUUCGUUCUUGACGAAAUUUAGUGCUUCAGCGAUACCAAAGUCUUUUAAUUUUUUUCUGGUUUUUGGCUUUCUGUUUUGUGUCACUCUACAUUUUCGUUCUUGACGAAAUUCAGUGCUUCAGCGAUACCAAAGUCAUUUAAUUUUUUGCUAGUUUUUGGCUUUCGGCUUUCUGUUUUUCGUCACUUUACAUUUUCGUUCUUGACUGAAAUUUUUCGCAUUAGAACCAAAGACCCGCUGUAAAAAUGUU